Molecule: messenger RNA, 1939 nt
Organism: Bactrocera neohumeralis
Lineage: Eukaryota; Metazoa; Arthropoda; Insecta; Diptera; Tephritidae
Product: elongation of very long chain fatty acids protein AAEL008004
Exons: 6
Coding region: 98-940 (280 amino acids)
Biological process (GO): fatty acid elongation, monounsaturated fatty acid; fatty acid elongation, polyunsaturated fatty acid; very long-chain fatty acid biosynthetic process
Cellular component (GO): endoplasmic reticulum membrane
Molecular function (GO): fatty acid elongase activity
Source: RefSeq, a predicted model, not a curated record
UUCCGUUGUGUGUGAAUUUCCGGAAGUCUCUCACUUAACAAAACUAAACCAAACUAUUUAAACCGUAAUUAACUGUAAUAUCAAUAUAGUUUGCAAAAUGUCAGCUGUACGAAUGAAUGAUACGAAUACGAUUGUUGAUCGUAUGGUCAACUUUCUGGUGGAACAUGAGGACAUGCGUACCAAGAGCUGGUUCCUGUCGAAUGCGCCCGGUCCGCUCUUUAUGAUUUUGGCCGGUUACUUGUAUUUCUGUUUGUAUGCGGGGCCACGCUACAUGCGCGAUCGCAAGCCGUUCGAGUUGAAAAACACGCUGUUGGUGUACAAUGCUGUGCAGGUGCUGUUCAGUUGGGUGCUCUUCUAUGAGGGUUACAAGGCCGGCUGGGGUGGACACUACAAUUUCCGUUGCCAACCGGUCACCUAUGCGACAGAUCCGAUUUCCAUGAGGAUGGCGCGCGCUGUUUGGUUGUACUACAUUGCCAAACUCACAGAGCUGCUCGACACCGUGUUCUUCGUCCUGCGCAAAAAGCAACGACAAAUCUCCUUCCUGCACUUGUACCAUCACACCCUGAUGCCCGUUUGCGCUUUCGUGGGAGUUAAAUAUUUCGCCGGCGGCCAUGGCACACUGCUCGGCUUCAUUAACUCUUUUAUACACAUCAUCAUGUACGCCUAUUACUUGCUCUCUGCCAUGGGUCCCAAGGUACAGAAGUACUUGUGGUGGAAGAAAUACAUUACCAUUCUGCAAAUUAUUCAAUUCUUGAUCAUUUUCGUGCACACCCUACAAAUUCAAUUCCAACCCAGCUGUAAUUUCCCAAAACCAAUUGCUGCUCUGCUCACCUUCAACGCCGGCCUGUUCACCUACAUGUUCAGCUCCUUCUACAUUAAGAACUACAACAAGGAGGCUGCCCUAAAGGCCAAAGCGGACGCCGCUGCUAAACAGGAUUGAGCUGUUCUUUUCACCAACUUUGCUGUUCUAUGUAUUUAUUUCUCAAUAUUUUGGGCACUUUUCUACUACGUGCUGACUUUAGACACUGAACACUUAGGUACAUAACUCAAAACCAUCUAGUUGGUCAUGCGACAGUUGCUGCUGGAUUUGAGUUCUUCAAAACGCGGCGAAAGUGUCUUGCCUCUGAAAAAGCAUUUUGACUGUUCGAGUUGCUUAAUCGUCGUUUAUGGUUUUGUUAUAUGCAUAAAUAUUGUGAGGGGAGCUGAAAUUUAUACGGAAAAUUUAAAAGGGUAGUUAAUGUACGUUUGUACAGUAGACUUGUAGAUUUGUAGAUAGUAGUUGUACGCCUCCAUGUACAUACAUACACAUACGUAUAUGGUAUAUAUGUAUAUGUAUAUUUAGUUAAGAGUUAGUUUAGUAAUCUGUAAUCAUAAGUGUAAAUUGUAGUGGCAAUUACUUCUUGCAUUAGCAUAUAGUAAUUUGAUAAACAGAAAAAUAUAUAUUUAAGUUAUAUAACGAUCGCUGCGCUUUUGCUACGAGCCCAUUCGCCUCACGCCGAGUCCAUAAUUCGAUAUUUGUUAUCGUACAAUUUUGAAAGUGCAAUCGAACCAAAUAUUUUGCUUUAGUUUAAUUAAGGUUAAAAUAUGCAAUCAUUGCUUGAUUUUUAUAUACCCUCAACGACCCACACACACACACAUACAUACUAUUUACAUAAUUAUGUUUAUGUAAUGGUAAUCAGCAUCAGAUGCACACCUUAAUUCCUGUUUCGUCACCGCAGACUUGUACAACGAUUAAAAUUAUAUAAUAUUAAUGUUUGAAUUCUUUUGGAAUCUUUCACAUAUCAUUAUAAAAAUACAUACAUACAUAUAUGUACUUAUAGUACAUAUAGCUACAGCUUUCCUGGUGCGUUGUGUUUGUGUAUCGGUCGGCUUGAGUUUUUACUAUGUUUGUAUGUAUAUAGCUGAUAACCCAAAACGAAUAAAUGUUUUUAGACAUGAA